Messenger RNA from Oncorhynchus masou masou (cherry salmon), 5672 nucleotides. Its product is annotated as cGMP-inhibited 3',5'-cyclic phosphodiesterase 3A-like. Gene Ontology annotation, cellular component: cytosol. Bases 288 to 3446 code for a protein of 1052 amino acids. The transcript has 15 exons. Gene Ontology annotation, molecular function: calmodulin-activated 3',5'-cyclic-GMP phosphodiesterase activity. The record is from RefSeq and is a predicted model, not a curated record. Gene Ontology annotation, biological process: oocyte maturation; positive regulation of oocyte development. NCBI's taxonomy places the organism in Eukaryota, Metazoa, Chordata, Actinopteri, Salmoniformes, Salmonidae.
AGAGAGAAAACCAAUCGGACAGUGUCGCCCGGUCACCGUGCGUAUAAUGGAGACUCGUUUGUUUAUGACCGUGUGGUGAAAUAUUUGCCGACCUAUGUAGCCGUUAAUUCUAUUGGCGAUCUAUUCUUUUUUUCAAUGGAUGAUUGUGUCAGGGUUCUUAGUUCGUUCUGUCAAUAACGCAUCGGUAAUAACUCAUGCCAUGUCCCAUUACCCGAUAGCCACUCUGGUCUAGAGGUAGCUUUCAUACUGCUUCAUAGCUAUACUUCCUUAAUACUGCUAUAUGAGUGAUGGCAAUGCCAGUAGUAGAAUCUGACAGUAGCAGUGGUGUAGCACAUCUACGGAACAGUAGCAGUAACAGCACCAGCGUUCGCGAGAAAACCUCCAGGGCACCGGAGCGCAAUGGUUAUGUGAAAACAAGUUUCAUCCAGCCACUGCCCGACAGUCGAGAUCGAGAUGGUGAUUACUCAUAUGGGUCGUGCAUGGUGAGGCUCGUAUUCAAGAUAUGGAGUUCCCAAAGACUCCGGCGUGUAGUAUGUGUGGGCUCACUGUCUGUUUUUCUCGCUCUGGUGGUUAAAUUAGCCGACUGGAGGACUGAGCUCAGUAGCAGUGGUAACACUAACAGCGGGCUGCACUCCAGCUCUCCUGUUCAUUUCGUGUCAGGCUACGCAGGGGAGUUGUUGCUAACUCUCUGGCAUCUGAUCUCGCCUGUAUUUACCCUCGUAUGUGCCUUCUUUUGGGUGGGUUUGUAUUUGAUCCGCUGCGGAGUGCUUAUCCAAACCGCCCUUUUCCUCCUCACUCUUUGCCACCUGGGAGAGACAGCGGCGUGGGCUCUCGUGCACGGCGGGACUUGGACGGAUGAACAACAGCCGUUUUCCUUCAGCACGUCAGCGGCCGCGGUCGUGCUCGCCUGCCUGGCAACCGGCACACUCAUGGUAGCGCGGCUCAAGCACGGCAUCUCGGUCAUAGUGUUCGUAAGCGUCGUUCGGACUAUCUCGCUCAUCUCGCUGCACAAAGUCCGGGCCACUUGGAGACCUUACGUGGCGUACCUGGUGGGAGUGUUGGGUAUCCUACUGGCGAGGUAUGCUGAUAGUCUACUUCCGAACCAAGGGAUACCCCGGGAGGGCUGUACCCCCUCUGUGACUGGGGCGAGGGAAGGGGACGAGACCCCUGUGUUUAAAAGGCGAAGGAGGUCCAGUUCUGUGAUCUCCACAGACAUGGCACACAGUCAGUCCAACAGCAAGUCACACAGGAGGACCUCGCUGCCAUGCAUUCAGAGGGACCAGAUGCCAGAAUGGGACAACAAGAGAAGCUCAAGAGGAUCUCAGUCUUUGGGCACCAGUGUGGUGGUGGAUAUAGCUGUGAUGGGUGAGGCCCACGGUCUGAUCUCAGACCUGCUGGCGGACCCCUCGCUGCCCCCCAACACCUUCACCUCCCUCCGUGCCGUCAGCAGCCUGCUCACCACUCAGCUCAACUUCCAGCCCCUGCACCGUCCGCGCCUCGCUCCCCUGGGCGUCAACCUGGGAGACGCCUACAUCUGCUCCGACUCAGAGGAGGGAUCUGAGAAGAUAGGGGAGAGGACCAAUACCCUACCAAAGCGUCUGCGGCGUAGCCUGCACCCGGUGCUAUUGAGGAGGACCUCCUCUACAUGGACCACCACCACCUCAGCUACGGGCCUGCCCACCAUCGAACCCGGACCAGUACGCCGGGCCAGCAUCAGCAUCAAACCCUUCCACGAACCGCUCGUCUGCAGCUGUGGGAGACCGUACAUAAAGCUGAGCCAUGGGGAGGGAUCCAUGGACAAAGGGGACAGGGUACACCGGACAGAGGAUCAGGUGGUGGCAUCGUCAGACUACGACAGUACCCACGAGGCCAACCACAGCGACAGCAGCGACGUAGCGCCGACAGAGGAGGGGGACGCAGAAGGGGGCAUAAACACCCCCCAAAACCUCAUCAUGCUACCUGCAGAGGAAAAGCCCCAGCUGGCCCCGGAGCCAUUAGUGAUGGAGGACUUGGAGCCCCUAAUGAGCCAUCUCAACCAAUGGAACUUCCCCAUCUUCAGCUUGAUGGAGAAGACCCAGGGCAAAUGUGGCCGCAUCCUCAGCCAGGUCUCUCACAGGCUUUUUGAAGACACAGGCCUAUUUGAGACCUUCAAGAUCCCGGUUCACGAAUUCAUGAACUACUUCCAUGCGUUAGAGAAUGGCUACAGAGACAUACCAUAUCACAACAGAAUCCACGCUACAGACGUUCUCCAUGCUGUCUGGUACCUCACUACCCAGGCCGUACCAGGUCUGCCCAGCUUCAUCACUGACCAUUUCUCUGCCAGCGACUCAGACUCUGACAGUGGCAUCACACACAGUCACAUGGGCUACCUGGUGUCGAAGACCUACAGCGUGUCGGAGGAUGGGUAUGGUUGCCUGUCGGGGCUCAUCCCAGCCCUGGAGCUCAUGGCUCUCUAUGUAGCAGCGGCCAUGCAUGACUACGACCACCCUGGCAGGACUAACGCCUUCCUGGUGGCCACAAGUGCACCACAGGCAGUGUUGUAUAACGACAGGUCGGUGCUCGAGAACCACCACGCCGCCUCUGCCUGGAAUCUGUUCAUGUCCCGUCCGGAGUACAACUUCCUCGUCAACCUGGACCACGUGGAGUUCAAACGCUUUCGCUUCCUGGUCAUAGAGGCCAUUCUUGCCACUGACCUCAAGAAACACUUUGACUUCCUGGCAGAGUUCAAUGCCAAGGUAGGUGAUGACGUGACGAGGGGUAUUGAUUGGUCCAAUGAGAAUGACAGACUGCUGGUGUGUCAGAUGUGCAUCAAGCUAGCUGACAUCAACGGCCCACUGAAACACAAGGACCUGCACCUACAGUGGACCAAGGGCAUCGUCGAUGAGUUCUAUGAACAGGGUGACGAGGAGUCCAGACAAGGCCUUCCCAUCAGCCCCUUCAUGGACCGCUCUGCUCCUCAGCUGGCUAAACUCCAGGAGUCCUUCAUCACCCACAUCGUAGGACCGCUCUGUAACUCAUACGACUCCGCAGCACUCAUGCCCGGACGUUGGGUGGAGCCUAACCCCGAGGAGGAGGAGCACGAGGAAGAUGAAGAGGAGGAUACGACAGAGGAUGAAGAUGGGUCUACUAGCUCAGAGGCAUCGCAGAAAGGCAAAGCAGCUCCCAAGAAGAGGAGGAAAGUGUUCUGUCAGAUCACCCAGCACCUGAUGGACAACCACGAGAUGUGGAAGAAGGUGAUCGCAGAGGAAACCCCCAAGCAAAACAAUGUAGCUGAGCCAAUCCUAUCCAUCCACGAGGAGGAGGAGGAGCCAGGGAGCAGGGAGGAUGUAGUGGAGGGGGAGGAGCCAGAAGAGGAAGGGGAGGUGCCAGAGGAGGAAAUAGACGAGGAGUGGCCAGCGCCCCCGCAGGACGAGUCUGAACCUGCAGAAGAGGCUGGGCCAGAGUGAGGGCCCCAAAGGCUCGUGGCGAGUGCUAUUCGGGAUCCUUGGGAUAUUGCUAAACCCUAACCCCUACCCUAACUUAACCAUAACCCUUACCUAACCUUAACCCCUUACCUAAACCGUUUUAAAUGUAAACUUAAAUGGGGUAGGGAUGUCCCAAGGAUCCCAGAUAGCAAGGACCAAAGGUUCUUGGGAAUGAAAUAAAGCAGCCGUUAUCCCGAGGCAGAACAUGAAAUUACUUUUCCUAUCCUAUUGACAAACAGGCUGACUGAUUUUUUUUUGUUGCCAGCACAUUCACUUAGACACAACACUGUAGAAGUUUGGGACAUUGUGCCUAAUGAAAAUGUAACACAGGGUGGGAGAUAUUUACUUGUGUUUUACACAUUUUAUAUAUAAAAACACAGAAUACAAGUCAGGUUCAGAAACAUCGGUCAAUCAUCCUCUUGAGUAACUUUCCAUUAUUACAAUAACCUACAGGAUCAUCUACUGGAUGUAACAAACUGGUGUAAUAGUUCACGAAAUACACAGACUCUUUUUGCUACCGUCAAGAGUGGAUUGAGACUUGGUCGUGAAGACCUCAAACCCAUUGUGUAAACAACGGACUGCAGAGACUGCCGCCAAUUUAUAUAUAAGAAAUAUUUUCUAAAAUGCAAUUAUACUUAAACAUCACAUGCACCUGUACUCAUGUGUUUUGUUUAGGGGGGGAGGGGAUUUUAAGUAUUUUCUCUGGGUCUGAUAAAUCUCAGUAAUAUGGUUCUAUUUUUACUAUGUGGAUUGAGAAGGGAAAAAUUAGACUGAACAGCUUCAUACAAAUCUACAUUUUCCCUCUUUAUUAAUGUUCUUUAAUUGAUUCCACAUUGCAUCUCACACCUAUAAUCUGUAAGCACACGACCGCAAGCCCUCUAGGUAGGUUUUGGUUUGACUGACAAACUGAAACAGUCGGUAUAGCUCACCCUUUUAAUAUAGGCCCCUCUAGGAUCUAUGACAUCGGCAGAACAAUCAGCCUUUUUGACCAAUGGCUUGGUUCAGAGGAAGUUGGAACUCACUACAGGGUCUUUGUUGACCAAUGGCUUGGUUCAGAGGAAGUUGGAACUCACUAAAGGGUCUUUGUUGACCAAUGGCUUGGUUCUGAGGAAGUUGGAACACACUACAGGGUCUUUGUUGACCAAUGGCUUGGUUCAGAUGAAGUUGGAACACACUACAGGGUCUUUGUUGACCAAUGGCUUGGUUCAGAGGACGUUGGAACACACUACAGGGUCUUUGUUGACCAAUGGCUUGGUUCAGAGGAAGUUGGAACACACUACAGGGUCUUUGUUGACCAAUGGCUUGGUUCAGAGGAAGUUGGAACACACUACAGGGUCUUUGUUGACCAAUGGCUUGGUUCAGAGGACGUUGGAACACACUACAGGGUCUUUGUUGACCAAUGGCUUGGUUCAGAGGAAGUUGGAACACACUAAAAGGAGAGGAGGAGAGGAGUCAGAAAAAGUCUAGUACUUUAGGUCUUAUGAGUGUUUCUCUAGUACAGUUAAUUGUAAACAGGCCUAGUGUGUAAGAAAAUAAGGUCCUAUGACUAUAAGGCAUAGUUCCUCAACCUAACUCAAAGACAGGAUUCUUCCUUUACUACCAGACAAACUGACCACAUAGAUCACCAGGAGACAAUAUACUGUUACCACUUAUUGACUAUUGAUUCUCGUUUCAGUAACCCCUCCCCUUUCCAAUAGACACAAAAAGUUCAUUUUUGUUUGCCUUCAUUUAACCAGGUUAAGUCAUUGAGAACACAUUCUCUUUUACAAUAAUGACCGAACAAGUACAUGGUAACACAGGAUCUCUCUCACACACACACACACACACACACACACACACACACACACACACACACACACACACACACACACACACACACACACACACACACACACACACACACACACACACACACACACACACACACACACACACACACACACACACACACACACACACACACACAGUAUACGAUCUCUAAGCCAUACAAGGAGGAACCAUUUACUGUGAGGUGAUUUUAAGGGAGCGGGCAGAGUAGCCCAUAAUGGCCCUAACUUUGACAGUCUCAAUCCUAAAUGGCACCCUAUUCCCUAUAUAGUGCACUACUUUAGACCAGAGCCCUAUAGAACCCUAUUCCCUAUAUAGUGCACUACUUUAGACCAGAGCCCUAUAGAACCCUAUUCCCUAUAUAGUGCACUACUUUAGACC